AUGGCUAAGCGAUCAAAUCCCCGCAAAGCAACCAAGGACGAAUUUACCGAAGCAUUCAACGCACAGCUCCUUCAGGUCAAGGUCCUCCUCCAAUCUCCCGACGAGCCACAAUUUGAGCCCUCAGCGUCCAACAUAUCCGCAGCCCGGCGGUUGGCCGACCAGGCCGUCGCCCUCUCGACCGCCUAUCCAAAACUGCACGCCAAGGCGCACCUGUUCCUGGGCCACGUCCUGUGCGCCGACGGCCGGUGGCUCGAGGCGCACCAGGCGUACGUCAGGUCGGCGUCCAUAUGCCCAGAGGUUGGGCAGCUCACUGCGCAGAUGAUUGCUGCGUACAACCGCGAGGUGGAGGAGGAGAAGGUGCAGAGGCGGGCGAGGGAGGGGAAAGAAUGUGCUGGUGGAUCUUUGGAAGAGCAGAAUGAUCAGGCUGUUAUAACUGAGCCUGAACCGGUUCUGGAGAAUAAUCCCAAAACGAGGCAGGGUCCGCCGGUGCUGAGGAGGGUAAAAGCUAGGUAUUUUGAUUAUGUCCACCCGGACUUUUACUUGGAUAUAUAG
Molecule: messenger RNA, 552 nt
Organism: Pyricularia grisea
Lineage: Eukaryota; Fungi; Ascomycota; Sordariomycetes; Magnaporthales; Pyriculariaceae
Exons: 1
Coding region: 1-552 (183 amino acids)
Molecular function (GO): protein binding
Source: RefSeq, a predicted model, not a curated record